AUGUCUGAACCAAUCACAAAACUUCCUUUGCUUUCCAAGAAGAACAUCAAAGAAGUCCAAGCAAAAGUCGAUCAAGCUCUUGCCAAAAUCAAGGCUGCUUAUGGUUUCGACUCUGUUGAAUUGGAAGCCGACUAUAUUGCCUUGUUCAAUGACAUUAUGCUCAACCCAAAAACCAUGAACAAGCAGCAAGAACCUUGGAAGCUUGUUGGUGGUACUGCUUUUCAAUACGUUAAUGGUGUCGCUCGUUGGGGUGAAAUGAAGUUUGAAAAGGACGAUGAUUACAAAGAAGCGAUCCAGGAUGUUGUUGGUAAAAAUCCAAAGCUCAUUAUUACCGUUCUCCCAACUGAAGAAGGUUUUUACUGCAAAUCUAAGUUAACCGAAGGCUCUAUCACCCUUCAAAUUCCAAAGAACAAGGUUGGCUGGAACGCUAGUGAUGCCGGUAAGGAUAUUGAAAGUCUUUUGUAA
Molecule: messenger RNA, 465 nt
Organism: Saccharomycopsis crataegensis
Lineage: Eukaryota; Fungi; Ascomycota; Saccharomycetes; Ascoideales; Saccharomycopsidaceae
Exons: 1
Coding region: 1-465 (154 amino acids)
Source: RefSeq, a predicted model, not a curated record